UCCACACAAACACAGGAUCCCAGCUCGGCUUUUUUUCCCCCCUAGAUUGUGUGUAAAUAUGUAAACUCUACCUCUUCGUUUCUCAUAAAGAAAUGUGAGGUCUCAGCGUUUUUACUAUGAUUGAGCCAGCUUGUCUGCAGACACCAGUUUCUUCCUGCUUCACGAGCAAAACAAGCUGGUAGGAGAUGAAUCAGAGGAGGCUAACUCUAGACACUACUGACCUUUUUGUUUAUUUAGAAAGACACUGAAAAUACUUCUCAUAGCAGCCGGCACAUUUAUCAGGCACUGCAGCUUCACCAGCUUUUCCUGCAAGCAUCUGCAAAUAGAAACACUUCACAGAAUGAGCACCGAGAUCAACAGAUGAACACCAAGCUGCAUGUAUUUCAUCGGACAUCAAGAGUAAAACUGUCAGCCGUUGGAAAAUAAAGCUUUCACUGGGCUUGAUGUCUGCUUUCAGAAGCAUGAGAUCUUCUGCAGAAUUACAUCCGUCAAUGUCUGCGGAUUCUCGUGACCAGAUUGUCUCACAACAAGAGAAGGAGUCCAACCAUGAGGAACCAGAAACAGUUUGGCCAAAUGAGACACAGGAGAAACCAAAGUCUGUUCAGAUUAAAGAGGAAGACAAGGAACUGUACAUUCAUCCAGAUGACCGGCAGCUAGAAAUGAAGCAAGAGAUUGAGACCUCUGUGGAAAAUUCUUCAGACGAGGAAACGGACGACAGCGAUCAAAGUGGGAAUGAGCUCCUCUGUCAGAGUCCGGUUAAGGCUGAGAACCAGGAUCCGGAAAUCUGCGGUAAAAGUUUGGUGCACCGCUGUGACAUCUGCGGGAAAGAGUUCAGGAAAAAAAAUCAUUUGACCGAUCAUAAGAGAACUCACACAGGUGAGAAACCCUUCCUGUGUGGGGUCUGCGGCAAACGCUUCGGCCGAAAAUACGGACUGAACAGCCACAUGAGAACUCACACGGGAGAGAAGUCGUAUUCCUGCGACGCCUGCGGUAAAGCCUUCAGCGACAAUGGUCAGCUCAACACUCACGUGAGAACUCACACAGGUGAAAGGCCGUACUCGUGCGAAUUCUGCAGUAAAAGUUUCAGUCAGAACGGCCAUCUGAAGGAUCACAUGAGAAUCCACAUCGGAAAGAAGCCGUUCCGGUGCAGGCUCUGCGGCAAAACCUUCAUGAGAAAAAACUGUCUGAAGUGUCACAUGGUAACGCACACUGGCGAGAAACCCCACAGAUGCGAGCUGUGUGGCAAAUCGUACGGGGUUCGCGCCAAUUUGACGGCUCACAUGAAGACGCACACGGGCAACAGGCCUUUCACGUGUCUAACCUGCAAGAGAAAUUUCAUUACAAAGUCUGCCUUGAAUUGCCACAUGAGCACCCACUCGGGUGAGAAGCCCUUUUCAUGUCCGACCUGCGGGAAGAGUUUCAGAGAGAAAACCUUCAUGACGGUCCACAUGAAAACGCACACAGAGGAGAAGCCUUUCUUGUGUCCCAUGUGUGGGAAAAGAUUCAGUCAAAGAAGGUAUUUGACCAAACACAAGCGGGGUCACACAGACGACAAGCCGUACACCUGCGAAGUUUGCGCCAAAGGCUUUUGCCAGAGCUGUGAUUUGAGGUCUCACAUGAGAACUCACACCGGGGAGAAGCCUUUUCCAUGCCUCACCUGCGGAAAACGUUUUGGUAAAAAGAGUAAUUUAAAUAUCCACAUGAGAACCCACACAGGUGAGAGGCCCUUCCCGUGUCUGACAUGUGGAAAAUGUUUUCGAGAAAGAACGUCUUUGAACAGACACAUGGAAACUCAACACCCCUGAGAAAGAGGUAGUUUGACUCCCUUGUGUCUGUUGAGUCUAGCUUGAUAUUAUUACAUUUCAAACCAGGUUUAAAAAGCUUUUUGUUGGUUGACAAACUCUGACUAAAGUGUCCCCAAAUAUGACUGUCACAAGAUAUGACUUCACCUUAGUCAAAAAAUAUCAUCAAAAUGUUAUUGGGUUUUUUUUUUUUGUUCAGUAAUUUAAUUUAAAAAGGAACUGUAUUAAUUACAUAGAUUAACUCAGACAGAUUGAUCUAUUUCAAGAGUUUUUAUUGUGUUUUUGAUUAUCAUGGCUGACAGGUAAUACAAACCCAAGUUACCUCAGAAUUAGAAUAUUACGUAAGACCAAUAAAAAAGAUCUUGGAGACAAAUCUUGGUUUGCUAAACUGCAUAGUGUAAAUAUUUGAUUGUGGCUCCUUUAGCAUGGAUUAUUGUCUGUCAUGUUGUGUGGUAUGGAGGCAAUGAUCUUGCGGUUCUGUUGAGGUGUAAAUGAAGCCCAAGUUGCUUUAAAAGCUGCUCUCAGUUCAGUAGAUGCCCAUUACUUUCCUCCUGAAAAUAUUCUCUAUGGCCUUUAGAUCGGGCCUGUUCUCGCUAAUCAAGCUUGUAUUGGCGGUGAAGGCAUGUUACCAAGUCCUGAAAAAUUAAAUCAGCAUCUUCGUGAAGCUAGUCUGCUCCCUUUGCUCCUUUUUUUUUCUACUUAACUUAAUUCCUGGAUACAUCAUUAUGUGACUAGCCAGCUUCUGUAGCAUUUAUCUUUUGUUUCGUAACCCAUACUGUGAAGGCCUGCUGGAAAUUUGUAAAGUAAGAAGUCUUUCCCUUUAUUGUUUACGUCAUAAAAAUGUUUAAAAACUGCUUUUUCAAUCGGUUUAUGUAAUAUGCUAAUGUAAGCCACAAGUGCAUCGAAGAAUCACAGAAAAGAAAGCUUGAAAUAUAUUAAUCUGAGUUUAAUGUAUCAAGUUUUACUCUUUGAGUUCUUUUACUGAAAUAAAGUUCUUGAUAAUGUUCAAAUUUGUUUCAAAAUGUGUUGUAUUAUUUGUUCUCUGCAUGCUCUUGCAAUAUUAUGUUUUGCUUUCAAAAAAAGGAGCAGCAUAUUUUGCAAAUACUUUGG
Poeciliopsis prolifica (blackstripe livebearer) is the source of this 2912-nucleotide messenger RNA. Its product is annotated as gastrula zinc finger protein XlCGF57.1-like. Bases 444 to 1805 code for a protein of 453 amino acids. The transcript has 3 exons. Lineage: Eukaryota; Metazoa; Chordata; Actinopteri; Cyprinodontiformes; Poeciliidae. The record is from RefSeq and is a predicted model, not a curated record.